Molecule: messenger RNA, 2077 nt
Organism: Sesamum indicum (sesame)
Lineage: Eukaryota; Viridiplantae; Streptophyta; Magnoliopsida; Lamiales; Pedaliaceae
Product: putative polyamine transporter At1g31830
Biological process (GO): transmembrane transport
Cellular component (GO): membrane
Molecular function (GO): transmembrane transporter activity
Source: RefSeq, a predicted model, not a curated record
CGGAAACACACACUUCCAUAGGUAUCUCGACGACGGCGUCCGAAAUUCCGGCGGCCGAUGCAACAGUACAGGCUGUGCCUGCGGCGGUGGUUGCUGAUACAAAAGCACAGAGCUCCAAUGAUCACCUCGACGAGAAAUUGAGGGGAGCAGGAAGUGGGCAAACUUCUAUUGCAAUGGGACAAUACCAUGGUUCUGACUACAUAGGGAUCAACGAAAUUCCUUCUCCAGGAGCAAAUCAUGGUAGAAAAGUCUCAGUUAUACCCCUGAUUUUCCUCAUAUUUUAUGAGGUUUCAGGGGGUCCAUUUGGUGUCGAGGAUAGUGUGAGGGCUGCUGGUCCGCUUCUUGCCCUUGCUGGGUUUUUGAUAUUCCCAUUGAUAUGGAGUGUUCCAGAAGCCUUAAUAACUGCAGAGAUGGGCACAAUGUUUCCCGAAAAUGGUGGCUAUGUAGUUUGGGUUUCUUCUGCUUUGGGACCGUUCUGGGGUUUCCAGCAAGGAUGGAUGAAAUGGCUGAGUGGGGUAAUUGACAAUGCCCUUUACCCUGUACUGUUUCUUGAUUAUCUAAAAUCAGGUAUCCCUGCAUUGGGUGGUGGUUUGCCUCGUGUUAUAGCCGUUCUGGCCUUGACGAUCAUCCUAACAUACAUGAACUAUAGAGGUUUAACCAUUGUGGGGUGGGUUGCUGUACUGCUUGGAAUUUUCUCCAUUCUUCCUUUCAUUGUCAUGGGGUUCAUUUCAAUCCCAAAGUUGAGGCCUGAAAGAUGGUUAGCUGCAGAUGUUCAUAAUGUGGACUGGAAUUUAUAUCUCAAUACUCUUUUCUGGAAUCUGAAUUAUUGGGAUUCAAUAAGUACUCUGGCAGGAGAAGUACAAAACCCAAAGAAAACUCUUCCGAAAGCUCUGUUUUAUGCAUUGAUUCUUGUCGUUCUUGGGUAUUUCUUUCCUCUACUGACUGGGACGGGGGCUAUUCCCCUGCACCGUGACUCGUGGACUGAUGGUUACUUCUCGGAUGUAGCAAAACUGCUUGGCGGAGUGUGGUUGAGAUGGUGGAUUCAGGGGGCUGCAGCUAUGUCAAAUAUGGGGAUGUUUGUGGCUGAAAUGAGCAGCGAUUCAUUUCAGCUUCUUGGCAUGGCUGAAAGAGGAAUGCUCCCUGAAUUCUUUGCCAGGAGAUCUCGUUAUGGGACUCCUCUUGUUGGGAUCCUAUUCUCAGCUUCUGGUGUGCUGCUGCUUUCGUGGCUGAGCUUUCAAGAGAUAGUAGCUGCAGAAAACUUCUUGUAUUGCUUUGGAAUGAUGUUGGAAUUUAUAGCGUUUGUGCGGCUUAGAAUUAUUUCCCCUGCUGCACCCCGGCCUUACAAGAUUCCAGUUGGGACAGUUGGUGCCAUCCUAAUGUGUGUUCCUCCAACCUUAUUAAUCUGUGUCGUCUUGGCUUUCUCCUCGCUCAAAGUCAUGAUUGUCAGUCUCGUUGCAGUUAUGCUUGGGCUCAUACUGCACCCGUGCCUCACUCACUGUGAGAAGAAAAGAUGGCUUAGAUUCUCCGUAAGUUCCAAUCUUCCAGAUAUUCACACAGCCCAUGUGAAUGAAAAUCUGAUGUUCUGAUAACAUCCAGUGGCUUGUUCAAUGUUGAUGCUGACGUGUGGGAUCUCGUUUGAUGUUGGAAGUUGUUGGUCGGAGGUAUAAUUUCAGCUUCUUCAAAUUUAUGAUCUUCUUCGACUGCUUCAUACUCGUUCAUUCUCAAGAAUAGCUUGUCAAAGUAACAACUUUUGCAGAGACAGCAGACAGAUGGUAAUUCUUCUGCUUUCCUUAGUUAUGUGGAUUUUGUGAUGAAGUGUGUAACUUAAGUAGGUUAACUGGAGAACAGUUUGCAAAACUUUUUGUGGCUGCUUCGUUCCAGUAGGAAAUCUGCAGGAGAUUAAUCAAUGGGACAACACGUGAACCUAACUCAAAACCCCCUUAGUUUUAGCUUUGGUGAUGAACAAUAUCGACCAACAGAAUGCUGUAAAGUGCCAGUUUUUUUCCGUUUGCAUACGUAUCUAUGUAAUAGAUUGUUUUUCUUACAAUUUCUGCUUGGUGUGACGGAUUUUAACCCA